UUUUUUUAUAAAGCAAUUAAAGUUGAUACCUUUUUUCCUAGUGCUACUUUGCUUUGUACAAAAAUCGAUAGACUCGAAAACCUUUGAUGCCUUUAACCUUAUAGCAAAAAAAAAAAAAAGAGAUGCAAUGUUCAGAAGAAACUAUUGCUAGAUUGUUCUACAAUGUCUCCAGCUCUUUUCAGAUUUUCUUACUCUUCACCUAUUUCACUUCCAUUUUGCUUGCCAAAUUCUUCUACUUCCUUGGUGGAAAUCCAUUUUUCUGGAGGAAUCAAGACGCAUAUGAAUUUGUUGAAUUCUCUGAUGACGAAGAAAUGGAGGAGGAAAGUGAAUAUUAUCAUCAUAAUAAUUCUGAGCCAGUGGAAGAAAAUCAUUUCAUAGAUGAUGAAUUUCUUGGUUUUGAGAAAGAGAUAGAAGAAAGUUGUAGUACUAAUGAUGAAGAAGAAUCUAUUUAUAGCUCAGUACUGGAUUCAGAAUCUAUUUAUAGUGAUGAUGAUGAAGUGGAAGUUAAAGAAAUAAUAGAUGAUGAUUCUGAUUCUUCUUGUUUUUCUGAUUCUGAAAUCAACAAAGUUGGGCCCAUCUCACCUCUUCCCAGGGACAUGAAUAUAAAUAUGUUAACGAACAUAAUCGAUAAGGACAUAAAUCAUGGAAAUUGUUACAGGGAAAUGAUUAAGGAGAAGAAAGUGACACAGAUUAAUUUGUGUAGAAGAGAGGCAAAUAUGUUUGUUAAUGCAUCAUCAUCGAAGUUAGAGAGCAAGAAAUUAGUGCAAGAACAAGAAAAGGAUCAAGAGCAUGAAAUAUUUGGGGAUUCUUGUACUAAUGGCUCUACUUCAAAGAGCUCUACUGAGUGGAGAAGCUCAAUUAAAGACUCAACAGCUGAAGAUCCAUUUUCUUCUUCAUCAAGGAGAAGUUGCCCCAAAUGGGAGUCUUACACAAUCUUCCAAAAAUAUGAUGAAGAAAUGUUGUUUUUUGAUAGAAUUAGUGCACAAAAACUACAUGAAACGGAUUCGUUAAGAUCAAUUCAAGCAUGCCCGAGAUCAAUAUCAGAUAGGAUUGUUCAUAAAUUGUUCAUAAAUAAGAAGUCAUCGCAGCAUCAUAACCCUUAUCAUGAACUGGAGGCUGCUUAUGUAGCACAGGUAUGCUUAGCAUGGGAAGCUCUGAGUUGGAAUUACAAAUACUUCCAACGCCUACGAGCUUCCAGUAAUAAUAAUAAGGAAUCGAAGGACGACCCAGGUUGUCCUGCUUAUGUAGCACAACAUUUCCAGCAGUUUCAAGUUCUUUUACAAAGGUACGUUGAGAAUGAGCCGUUUGAAUAUGGAAGGAGACCAGAAAUUUAUGCAAGAAUGAGAAGCUUAGCUCCUAAGUUACUUCAAGUCCCAGAAUAUCGAGACUCGGAGGAGGAUAAAGGGAUGCAGGAAGAUUAUUGCUCAAGAAUAUCUUCAGAUUCAUUUCAUCAGAUAAUGAAAGAGGCAGUCAGAACCUUUAUGAAUUUCCUAAAGGCAGACAAGGAGAAUCGUUGCCAAAUAUUAAUGGCAGCUUUCCUUGGGAGAAAAAGAAGAGGUUCACCUUAUGCUACUCUCCUCUUGCUAAAGAAACAAAACAAAAAGAAAAAAUCAAAGGUGAAAGAUCUACGACGAUCAGGAAAAUGCUUGAGGAAUAAAAGAAGGUUAAGUGUAGAUGAAGAGAUGGAUAUAUUGAUGUCUCUAAUAGACUUGAAAUUAGUAUCGAGGGUAUUGAGAAUGAGCCAAGUCAAUGAUGAACAAUUGCAUUGGUGCGAAGACAAGAUGAGCAAAGUAAAAAUAUCUGAUGGCAAAUUACAAAGAGAUUCUUCACCACUUUUCUUUCCAGCACAGUAGUCUAUGAGGACCCCACCUAGCAUUAAUUAAGUAAAGUGGUUCAUUUUACUUUGAUGACUAGAUCAUGAAUGUGUCAUGCAGAUGAAUGAAUAUCCUCAAUAUACUGCCAGAAAAGGACAAGGGUGGCCCAGAAAUAAAAGUUACUUGCUAUAUAUAUGGGAGGAAAACAAUGAAAAAGUGAGUUAAUGGGAAUAAUUAAGCAAAAAAGAGAAAAGAAGCAAAGGGCAAAGGAACGUGGAUGAGGAUAAGUAGCUGUACUUCUUUUUAGAGCUUUUUUAUUAAGGAGGGUUUAUCCAAAAGGAAAAGC
This is a messenger RNA of Solanum dulcamara, 2160 nucleotides long. RefSeq lists its product as uncharacterized. Lineage: Eukaryota; Viridiplantae; Streptophyta; Magnoliopsida; Solanales; Solanaceae. Bases 123 to 1853 code for a protein of 576 amino acids. The transcript is spliced from 6 exons. The record is from RefSeq and is a predicted model, not a curated record.